AUGUCCACAUCUUCAGGUGUUCCCGAGUCGUGGAUCUCGAGUUUCUGCUCCCUGUUUGGCCACGAGUACUUUGCUGAGGUUUCGGAGGAGUUUAUCGAAGAUGACUUCAACUUGACAGGUCUGCAGACUCAGGUUGCCAUGUACAAAGAAGCGUUGGAGAUGAUAUUGGAUGUGGAACCAGAGGACGAUGAGGACGAGGAGGAUGAAGAGGAGGAAGAGGAUGAAAAUGAGUCCGACCCCGAACGCUUGACCAGAGCAUCCAACGAGCGGAGGCACCACCGCAUGGCCAGCGAUUUGUCUGUCGUCGAAUCUUCUGCCGAAAUGCUUUACGGCCUCAUCCACCAGCGUUUUAUCUGCUCUCGAGCAGGAAUCCAGCAAAUGAGCGAGAAAUAUGAGCUCGGCCACUUUGGUUGCUGUCCCAGGACGAACUGUGACCAGGCCCGUACUCUACCUGUCGGUCUUUCAGAUAUUCCUGGCGAGGACACAGUCAAGCUCUUCUGUCCAUCGUGCUUAGACGUCUAUGUUCCUCCUAACAGUCGUUUCCAGACCGUCGACGGUGCUUUUUUCGGCCGCACCUUUGGUUCUCUUUUCCUCCUCACUUUCCCCGAAUACGACCUCACCAAACGCGGUAUCGAGGUGCUCUCCAGCAGCGGCCCUCGCGUUAACGAGGGCGACGGCCUUAUCAACGGCAUGUAUGCUAAGAAUAUUGGCCCUGGUCUAGGCCGUGAACGCAUAUAUGAGCCUCGAAUUUACGGAUUCCGUGUUUCUGAGAGGGCCAGGUCCGGCCCUAGAAUGCAGUGGCUUCGUGAACGGCCCACAGAUAUCAACGAGCUUGACGAAGCUCGUCUCUACGCAGAACAGAACCCGGACUCAGAAGAUGAUGACGAUAACGGUGGUCAAGUUGGCAUGAAUGGUAGAGUCAUGGUUCGUCGACGCCCACCCGGAAACGCUCGCCUUCGCCAGCGACAGAACCAGAAUGGCAGCCCUAUGGCUCUGUCCACAAACGGAGCCGAAUCGGAGCUUUAG
Molecule: messenger RNA, 1026 nt
Organism: Fusarium coffeatum
Lineage: Eukaryota; Fungi; Ascomycota; Sordariomycetes; Hypocreales; Nectriaceae
Exons: 2
Coding region: 1-1026 (341 amino acids)
Cellular component (GO): cytoplasm; protein kinase CK2 complex
Molecular function (GO): protein kinase regulator activity
Source: RefSeq, a predicted model, not a curated record